Helianthus annuus (common sunflower) is the source of this 1604-nucleotide messenger RNA. RefSeq lists its product as uncharacterized. The record is from RefSeq and is a predicted model, not a curated record. The transcript has 5 exons. Lineage: Eukaryota; Viridiplantae; Streptophyta; Magnoliopsida; Asterales; Asteraceae. The coding region runs from base 156 to 1280 and encodes 374 amino acids.
UGUAACUGAUUUGACUUCUCGAGUCAACACAUCCCAUGAUAUUAUCAAUGUGAACACAGUGGGUUCCUGUUGGAGCCCUAAUUCAGUAAAUCGUCACACUCCAUUUUCAUCGUCAAGUGUGAAUCGUGUGUGUUUUGUUGUUUGACUAUGCGAAGAUGAAGCUGAAUUUGACGUUUUUGGUUCCUCUGUUUCUAAUAUUAAUAAUCGUAGUUCACUGUGUUAACUCGGAUCCUGAGGUGAAGAAGAAUGCACACGAUGAUUUAGGUACAGAAACAAGAACAAAGACAGACCCGAAAGUUGCUUUAAACGAGAACUCAAGCACAUCGGGCUCGAAUAUAGAAUCUAAGCCAGUGAAUCCUGAUCCUUCAAAGAAGGACAAAGUUUCAAAUGAUGUCACAAAUGGUAAUGUGGACAAGACUACUAAGAGUGUUCCAAGUAAGCCAUUAGUGGAUAAAGAAACUGGUAAUUUGCAAAAGGGUUCAAAAGAUAAGGACUUGGUGGACAAUGUUGAGAAUAAAAGUGAAACAGAUAAUGGGUCGGGAUCUAAAGGUGUGCCCAAGGAGGAUAACUUGCCAAACAUGAGGAAGGGAAGUUUUCGAGGCGAACAAUGUGAUUCGUCUUUCAAGUGCACAAUUGGUAAUGGUGAAAAUCAUGGAAUGAUUGCUUGUCUAAGUGUUCCGGGAGAUGAGUCUACAGAAGUUUCCCUUAUAAUCCAGAACAAGGGAAAGGGCCCGCUCGAUGUAAAUAUUAGCGCUCCUAAUUUUGUUCGCUUGGAUAAACCAAAAGUUACAAUCCAAGAAAACGAUGACCAAAAGGUUAUGGUCUCUAUAGGAGAAGGAAAAACCGAAAAACUUAUAACUCUAAAAACACUUGAAGGCAGUUGCAGUCUCGAUUUUAUGGAUUUUCUUACGCAUAAUCCCAUGAAAAAGUCAAACUAUGCGUCGCAGUUGACUUACACGAGCCUCUUCAGACGGACUCCGUUUCUUGGACUCUUAUCUCUAGCUUUAAUACUAGUAAUAGUAUCGGUUGUGGUUUGUGUAACCUAUCAAAAAAGACGUUUUGUGAACAGUGGUGCGAAAUAUCAGAAACUGGACGCUGAGCUCCCGGUUUCAGGUGGGCCCAAGGUUGACUUUGACCAAAAAGAUGGAUGGGAUGACAAUUGGAGCGAUGAUUGGGGUGAUGUUGAAGCGCCCAGUACUCCCUCUAUGCCUCUUACUCCGAGCAUUUCCUCUGCUGGUGUUUCUUCAAGGCGAGUUAAUAAGGAUGCCUGGAAAGAUUAAAAUUAUUAUCAUGAUUAUGCAUUUUUAUUACAAUCUCUGAUCAUAUCAAUACGCGAUCAACAUGUCAAGCAUUUUGAUGUACCAUUUUUCAUGAAAAACGACGGGAUUUGUAGGUCGAAGGUAGAGUUUCUUGUCGUGUAGUCUUAUCUGUGGGUUUUUGAUCAUUUGAUUUAGGGUCAUUUGCUGCGAUAUUUCUAUAUAUGUUUCAGUUAUGAAGUAAAUUCUUGUCAUUUAUGUGGAUAUUGGGUCACAUAUAUUGAAGAUAAAGGGCAUUCAUUGCAAUUUGAGACAAACAUGAAGGACGAAAAGUGUAAUUUACCCUUU